AAUCUCCUUGGAGCACGAAUAUAGGCAUGUAGUAGAAAUAUAGUAGACAUUUUGCUGAUUAGGCUUGUUUGUUUGUUUUUAGAACACGCUCUUCUCGAAGAGACUUUAUUUCAAAGGGACCUCUUCUCUACAGCCUGUUGUUUUUUGGAGGAAAAAGGGGGCGUCUGUCUCCUGUGACGCUGGACAAAAUUCUGGCAGUUCUUUAUUUCAAUUACACGCUUCCGUAUUUUAUGUUUGUAUCAUAACAUGGAUAUAUCAUGGCAACAUCAUAUAUAACAUGGACAUAUCAUGGUACAUGAUUUGUAUCAUAUAUUUUUGUCGCAAGAUAAAUACAUAAGUGAAGUACUAUUUUUUUUUUGCUGUGGAGUGGUUAUGGUUCGUUUUUUCUCAUUUCUAUUUCGGUAAAAUGACGCCAGUGCCUGGUUCUGGGCACUGACAUACACAAGUGGCACAUUUUUGCUACCUGGGCUUCCCUGGGAGUUACCAGGCCUUGCAGGAUUUAAUUUGCGUGUGCCAUCAUCCAGAAUCUGCAUGCUUGUGGCAAGGCAGAGAUCCUCACUUAUUUUACUUAAGUGAUGGAACCAUACACUAAAGAAAAAAAAUCACCCUUGGGUCUUUGGCAUUCAUGUUUGUGUGAAAGAAUCUAGGAUGUUCCAAGAAAAAGCAUCAGCCAGUUGCUUAAAUAUAGUAACAACAUCUACUGAAGAUGGUGCUUUUCAAAAGAAAGGCCAUAGUGCAAGAGUCCUUAGCCCAGAGGAAGCUGAGAGACUGGCAAAAGAUAAGGUUUUGGUGUCUGAGUUCAAACAACUAAAACUGGAGAAAGAGGCACAGAAGAACUGGGAUCUGUUUUACAAAAGAAAUAGUACCAACUUCUUCAAAGACAGACAUUGGACAACCAGAGAGUUUCAAGAGUUAAAAGCAUGUCGUGAGUUUGCAGAUCAGAAGCUGACCAUUCUGGAAGCAGGCUGUGGGGUUGGGAACUGCUUGUUUCCACUCUUAGAAGAAGAUCUGAAUAUUUUUGCAUAUGCCUGUGAUUUCUCUCCUAGAGCUGUUGAGUACGUGAAGAAAAAUGCCCUAUACAGUACUGAAAGAUGUAAAGUGUUCCAGUGCGAUCUUACCAAAGAUGAUCUUCUAGACAAUAUACCAGCAGAUUCUGUGGAUGUUGUCACACUUAUAUUUGUCCUUUCUGCCAUUCAUCCUGACAAAAUGAAUCUUGUCUUGAAGAACAUUUACAAGGUAUUAAAACCAGGCAAGUGUGUCUUGUUCCGGGACUAUGGACUGUAUGACCACGCAAUGCUCAGGUUUAAAUCCGGCAGCAAACUUGGAGAAAACUUCUAUGUUAGACAAGAUGGGACAAGAUCGUAUUUUUUUACUGAAGAGUUCUUAUCUCAGCUUUUCAAGGCUGAGGGAUAUGAGCAAGUGGUCAAUGAAUAUGUGCAGCGAGAAACUGUGAAUAGGAAAGAAGACUUACGUGUUCCAAGAGUUUUUCUUCAAGGCAAAUUUCAAAAGCCUUUCAGUAAGAUGUUAAGUUCUUGCUGAUUAGCAACAGCAUUGCUUGUUUGAAAUGGCAGCUAGCACAUAGCCUCGUGUGUGCUCAUCUUUCUGGUAAACCAGAAAUGACUGCAUCCAGUGCCUCCUGUUGGUUUCCGUCCUCGGAUACAAAAUAAGAAUGUUACUUCUAAUUCACGUCUAAGAUGGUUUACUGAUGCAGACAACCUGUUGAGUGUCUGUAUUCCUACUUAAAAAGUAAAACCUGCGCAACACUUAGAGGAUCAGGUAAAGCACACUAAAUAAGGUUAAUUUUAUGCAUUAGCUUCCAUUAGUUAUCAUCAUAAUUGUUAUUUUAAUUUUUAUUAAAAACUAUUUUUUAAAUAAACAUCCUGUGUUUCUUAUCA
Molecule: messenger RNA, 1895 nt
Organism: Empidonax traillii (willow flycatcher)
Lineage: Eukaryota; Metazoa; Chordata; Aves; Passeriformes; Tyrannidae
Gene: METTL6
Product: methyltransferase like 6
Exons: 6
Coding region: 649-1539 (296 amino acids)
Source: RefSeq, a predicted model, not a curated record